GCCUGGGAGCGAGAGGGAGCGAGAGGGGGAGCGUGAGAGAGAGAGAGAGAGAGAAGAGAGGAGGUGGUGGAGGAGGAGGACUAGUGUGGGGUGGAAAGGAAGAGUGAGCUAGAGCAAGUUGAGGGGAGGGGGUGAAAGAGCCGGCGAAUUCUUUUUCUUUUUCUAUUAUUAUUUUGACGACUCCCGAGUUGCGCCCAUGCUCUUGUCAGCUUCGUUCUAGGCGUAGCAUGGCCAGGCAGAAGAAAAUGGGGCAAAGCGUGCUCCGGGCGGUCUUCUUUUUAGUCCUGGGGCUUUUGGGUCAUUCUCACGGAGGAUUCCCCAACACCAUCAGCAUAGGUGGACUUUUCAUGAGAAAUACGGUGCAGGAGCACAGUGCUUUCCGCUUUGCCGUGCAGUUAUACAACACCAACCAGAACACCACCGAGAAGCCCUUCCAUUUGAAUUACCACGUAGAUCACUUGGAUUCUUCCAAUAGUUUUUCUGUGACUAAUGCUUUCUGCUCCCAGUUCUCGAGAGGGGUAUAUGCCAUCUUUGGAUUCUAUGACCAGAUGUCCAUGAACACUCUGACCUCCUUCUGUGGAGCCCUGCACACGUCCUUUGUCACUCCCAGCUUCCCCACUGAUGCAGAUGUGCAGUUUGUCAUCCAGAUGCGCCCAGCCUUGAAGGGUGCCAUCCUGAGUCUUCUGGGUCACUACAAGUGGGAGAAGUUUGUGUACCUUUAUGACACAGAAAGAGGAUUUUCCAUCCUCCAAGCAAUUAUGGAAGCAGCAGUACAAAACAACUGGCAGGUGACAGCAAGGUCUGUGGGAAACAUCAAGGACGUCCAAGAAUUCAGGCGCAUCAUUGAAGAAAUGGACAGGAGGCAGGAAAAACGAUACUUGAUUGACUGCGAGGUUGAAAGGAUUAACACGAUUUUGGAACAGGUUGUGAUCCUGGGGAAACAUUCCAGAGGUUACCACUACAUGCUCGCUAACCUGGGUUUUACUGAUAUUUUGCUAGAAAGAGUCAUGCAUGGGGGAGCCAACAUUACAGGAUUCCAGAUUGUCAACAACGAAAACCCUAUGGUUCAGCAGUUCAUUCAGCGCUGGGUGAGGCUGGAUGAAAGGGAAUUUCCUGAAGCCAAGAAUGCACCACUAAAGUACACAUCUGCACUGACGCACGAUGCAAUACUGGUCAUAGCAGAAGCUUUCCGCUACUUGAGGAGGCAGCGAGUGGACGUGUCCCGGAGAGGCAGUGCUGGAGACUGCUUAGCAAACCCUGCUGUGCCCUGGAGUCAAGGAAUUGAUAUUGAGCGAGCUCUGAAAAUGGUGCAAGUACAAGGAAUGACUGGAAACAUACAAUUUGACACUUAUGGACGGAGGACAAAUUAUACCAUCGAUGUGUAUGAAAUGAAAGUCACUGGCUCUCGGAAGGCUGGCUACUGGAAUGAGUACGAAAGGUUUGUGCCUUUCUCGGAUCAGCAGAUCAGCAAUGACAGUGCAUCUGCAGAGAACCGGACCAUAGUCGUCACUACCAUUCUGGAAUCACCGUAUGUAAUGUAUAAGAAGAACCAUGAGCAACUGGAAGGAAAUGAGCGAUAUGAAGGCUAUUGUGUAGAUUUAGCCUAUGAAAUAGCCAAACAUGUAAGGAUCAAAUACAAAUUGUCCAUUGUUGGUGACGGGAAAUACGGUGCAAGGGAUCCAGAGACUAAGAUAUGGAAUGGCAUGGUUGGGGAACUUGUCUAUGGGAGGGCUGAUAUAGCUGUCGCUCCACUCACUAUAACGCUGGUCCGUGAAGAAGUCAUAGAUUUCUCAAAGCCAUUUAUGAGCCUGGGUAUCUCCAUCAUGAUAAAGAAGCCUCAGAAAUCCAAGCCAGGCGUAUUCUCAUUUCUGGAUCCCCUGGCUUAUGAAAUCUGGAUGUGCAUUGUCUUUGCUUACAUUGGAGUCAGCGUAGUUCUUUUCCUCGUCAGCAGAUUCAGCCCUUAUGAAUGGCACUUGGAAGACAACAAUGAGGAACCUCGUGACCCACAAAGCCCUCCUGAUCCUCCAAAUGAAUUUGGAAUAUUUAACAGUCUUUGGUUUUCCUUGGGUGCCUUUAUGCAGCAAGGAUGUGAUAUUUCUCCAAGGUUUGUUUCCAUGCCAUACCCAAUGCCUCCUUGCAUUUUAUGGCCAUGAUCCAUUCAUGUACAUCUGGUAUUCAUUCAUCUCAAGUCCAGAUUUCUUUAACAUUCCAUCCAAUGACAAAUUAUCAUCAAGCCAUUUUGUUUGCUUUCGUCCAUGAAAUGUGUUAUUACUGUCACUUUGAAUGUCUUUCAUGCAUUUCUGUGGCAUCAUCUAUUCAUACAUAUUAUAGCAAACAUUUGAACUGUGGAUAAAGGCAACAUUGCCAGCUAAUAUUGAUAUUAUUCAGAUAAAGCUAACUCUAAAUCUUGAACAGAUCAAACAAGCAUGCUUUCCUAAUUGAGCUAAAACAUUUUCUCACUUGUCCAGAGAUUGAAUCUAGAAAAAAUUUAAAAGAAGACAGAACUCUUCUUUAAAACUCUACCUUCCCCUUUCAGGGUCCUCCAUUUUUCAUUUUUUCUCUGACUGCCUAGAACUGUUUCACUAUAGUACCUUAUCCAAGUUUAAUCACUAAAACUAUAAAAUUUCUAAAAGAAAGCACAAGAGGAAGUCCACAUGACCCUGGAUUGGACAAAGAAUUUUUAGAACACAAAAAGCACAAUCCACUGUAAGAACUGAUAAACUGGACUUCAUCAAAAUUCAAAACAUUUUGUAAUUCAAAAAACAUCAUUAAGAAAAUGAAAAGACAAGCCACAGUGAGACAAAAUGUUAGGAAAGCACAUGUGAUAAGAUAAAGGGCUUUUAUCCAAUAUAUAGAAAGAUCUCAUGCAAUUCAAUGAAAAGAUAAGCAACCUGAAUAUAAAAAUGGAUGAAAGAUUUGAAUAGACAUUUUUCCAAAGAAGACAUACAAAUGGUUAAUAAUCUCAUGAAAAGAUGCUCACCAUCAUUAGUCAAAGGGGAAAUGCAAAUGAAAAUCACAGUGAGACACCUCUAUAUAGCCUCAUAGACACCUCUAUAUAGCCUAUAUAGAAUGGCUAUAAUCAAAAAGACAGACAAUACUAAGUGGUAACGAGGAUGUGGAAUGACUAUAGCUCUCAUCCAUUAGUAGUGUGAAUGCAAAAUGCUACAACCAGACCGGGAAACGGUUUAGCAGUCUCUUAUAAUUAGACAUAUACUUAAAACGACACAGCAAUUCCACUCUUAUUUACCUAAAAGAAAACAUAUAUCCACACAAAGACUUACACACAAAUGUUCAUAGGAAUUUGAAUUAUUAUAGCCAAAAGGUGGAAACCCAAAUGUCCAUCAACAGAUGAAUGGAUAAUCAAAAUGGUAUAUCCAUGCCACAUUUGGAAUGGGAAACUAUUGAGGAACUAAAAGAAAAAAAAAAGACAGAUACAUGCUACUACAUGAACUUAGAAAACAUGAUGCUAAAUGAAAGAAGCCAGAUGCAAAAUGCCACAUACCAUAUGAAUCCAUUUCUUAAAUUCCAUUUAUUGACUAUCCCGUAUUAUUUCAUUUGUCCAGAAUAGGCAAAUCAAUAGAAACAGGAAUCAUGUUAAUGAUUUCUGGGGCCUUGGAGGGAGCAGAAAGGGAUUAGAAUGGGGGUCAGAAUUAGGGUGAGGCAAAUGAGGCUGAGUACAGCAAGCACAAGGGGCAGAUCGUUUUUAUUUUAAAAUUUGCUAUUUUUUCAUCAUAAAUUUUUGUAUUAAUUUUGAUUUUUUAAAAAUAUUGCAGUAAAAUGCUAUUUAUCUUGAUUAAUGAGAUUUGGGCUCUUCCUUCAAUGUGUGGGGGCAAAUGCCUCACUUGCCUCACCCUAGUCCCAUCCCUAUGGAGAUUAACCACAAACGGACUCAAGGGAACUUUUCAGAGUGAUGGAAAUGGUCCCAAACUGGAUUGUGGCAAUGGUUGCCCAACUCUUAAUUUACUAAAUUCAUUCACUGCACACGGACAUUGGUGGAUUUUGUGGUAUGCAUAUUUUAUCUCAGUGAUGCUAUUGAAGAUAUUGAAUGUUAAUGUCCUAGACUUCACCCACUUAAAGUGUUGACUCAUCUAAACAACUGUGGUGGUGGAUUCAUAAUCAGAAAAUAUUAUAAGCAAAUAUAACAUCUAUAUAAUCAGAAAAAAAUGAGUUUUUUCUUAAAUAAAAAGUUUUAACUUUGGUAAAAUUGAACAUGAAUCCAAAUACUGACCAGAGUCAAUUACACAAACAUCAGUUUGGUUCAGUUCAGUCGCUCAGUCGUGUCUGACUCUUUGCGACCCCAUGGACUGAAGCACACCAGGCCUCC
Messenger RNA from Capra hircus (goat), 4324 nucleotides. It is a transcript of the gene GRIA3, whose product is annotated as glutamate ionotropic receptor AMPA type subunit 3. The transcript is spliced from 11 exons. Gene Ontology annotation, biological process: synaptic transmission, glutamatergic; modulation of chemical synaptic transmission. The record is from RefSeq and is a predicted model, not a curated record. Gene Ontology annotation, cellular component: AMPA glutamate receptor complex; postsynaptic membrane; plasma membrane. Bases 228 to 2153 code for a protein of 641 amino acids. Gene Ontology annotation, molecular function: AMPA glutamate receptor activity; transmitter-gated monoatomic ion channel activity involved in regulation of postsynaptic membrane potential. NCBI's taxonomy places the organism in Eukaryota, Metazoa, Chordata, Mammalia, Artiodactyla, Bovidae.